AUGUGCAAAGAGCAGUCUGUGCUUCCUGAUACAAAUAUGAGCCCUAUAAUUUCCCCCCUUAUUGCUUCCCUUCUGCUUUUGUUCUGCCUUGCUUUGCUCUUCACCAAUUCUACCAUCACUGAUAGUGAUACUAUCCGACCAGGCCAAUCACUAAACGCCUCGGAGUACAUUCGAUCCGCCAACGGAAAGUACAAACUCGGUUUCUUUUCAACAGAAAACUCGACAAAGUAUUACGUGGCCAUAUUCUACUCGAAUACAACUGAAAAUGUAGCUGUGAUUGCAAACAGGGAGAACCCAUUCCCAAAUCCCUCUGCUGUUCUUACCUUCGACCCGGAUGGGAAUCUUGUAAUAUCCGAUGGCAGAUUCUUGCUCUUUCUGACCAACACUUCAGGUGGCAACGAUACCUACGCCAGGCUAUUAGAUACAGGUAAUCUUAUACUGAAAAACAGGGCCUCACACGUUUUGUGGCAAAGCUUUGACUAUCCUACUGAUAUUCUUUUGCCCGGAAUGAAGCUUAAUGAUGCUAAUGACCAUCCUGUCUUAAGAUCAUGGAAAAGUCUAACAGACCCUGCUCCUGGUCCUUUCUCUCUGCAUCUGGGUUCUCGGAAAACUCAAAUUAUCUUAAUGGAGGGGUCGGAACCAUACUGGACUGGUUCACUCACCAGUGGUGUUCUUGCUCGUAUACUCGAGAUUGAGAUGGAGUACGUUACCUGGCGUGGUAAGAACACCAGUGAAACUAGAAGAAUAGUGUUGGAUUUCAACGGGAACCUUCUGCUGCAGACAUGGAUGGAAGGUGACCAUAUGCAUGCUUGGUCCUCGCUGAAGUUAACGGCUUGUGGGGCUUAUCCUGUCUGCGGCGUUUCCAGCAUAUGCGAUGACACUGCCGAUGCAGAUUCUAGAUGUUACUGUUUGCCAGGAUUCAAAAGACGAUCCACGUUCGCUGGAUGUAAGAGAAAAACUGAUUCGAUUUGCAGCGAUAAUAUUGAUGUUCAGAAAGGUUGGUUUCUUCCAAUUCCACAAGUUUAUUUGCGCAGGAUUCCACUGCGGUUGGACGUUGGCAAGGCUUCAGAGUGCGAAUCAGCUUGCUUGAAUAACUGCUCUUGUACUGGUUAUGCUUAUGACCAAGAGCAUAGCUGCCUUGUAUGGGAUGGCCCUCUUGAAAAUCUGAAACAGUUCUCAGCAGAUAAGUUAUAUGAAACAGAGUUAUAUCUGAAACUUGCUCCGAACUUUACCGAAGACACAAACUCAACGAAUGGAACUGUAGCAGAUCCAGGAUUUAAGAAUUUGAAGGAUACAGGAAAUAACCAAUCAAGGAAAAUUUUCAUUCCAACUGCAUCUAUUGCAGGGGUUGUUACGUUGGCCCUUUGUGUUUAUUAUGUGAGGAGAAAGCUCAGAAGGAAGGGGCAUGGAGAUAGUAGAAAAAGAGAAGUUCAAAUGCCAUUAUUUAGUUUUGUAAGUGUUUCUGUUGCAACUGAUAAUUUCUCAGCUGCAAAUAAGCUUGGAGAGGGUGGUUUUGGACCUGUUUACAAGACAGAAUUAUUUCAGGGAAUAUUACCUAUAGGGGAUGAAAUAGCUGGGGACGAAGUCGCUGUAAAAAGGCUCUCAAAAACAUCUGGGCAAGGUUGGGAGGAGCUGAAAAAUGAAGCAAUAAUCACAGCUAAGCUCCAACACAAGAAUCUUGUUAGACUUUUGGGCUGCUGCAUUGAAAGAGAUGAAAAGAUACUAGUUUAUGAGUAUAUGCCCAAUAAAAGCUUGGAUUUAUUUCUUUUUGAUCAAGACAAACGCAGGAUAUUAGAUUGGAGGACUCGCGUUGGAAUUAUUGGAGGAAUUGCUCAAGGACUUCUUUAUCUUCAUCAAUAUUCUAGGUUAAGGAUUAUUCAUAGGGACUUGAAGCCUAGCAAUAUCUUGUUGGACAUCAAUAUGAAUCCAAAAAUAUCAGAUUUCGGAAUGGCAAGAAUAUUUGGAGGAAAUGAGUCACAAGCAAAUACAGAUAGGAUUGUUGGCACUUAUGGCUAUAUGUCCCCUGAAUAUGCUUUGGAAGGCCUCUUUUCAAUCAAAUCCGAUGUGUUUAGCUUUGGUGUCUUAUUGUUAGAGAUUGUGAGUGGCCGAAAGAAUACUGGUUUUUAUCAAACUGACUCUCUCCAUCUUAUUGGAUAUGCAUGGGAAUUAUGGACAAGUGAUAAGGGAUCGGACUUGGUGGAUCCACUGCUUGAUGAUAUAUCCUCUAUGCAAAUGGUAUUGAGAUAUGUUAACAUAGCUCUCCUUUGUAUUCAAGAAAGUGCAGCGGAUAGACCUACCAUGUCUGAUGUUGUCGCCAUGCUUAACAGUGAAAGUAUAAUUAUACCUUAUCCCAAGGAACCUGCUUUCUUGAAAGUGAGAAGUAUGGCGAAGGCACACCCAAUUAACAACAUGCUAGAAAUAUGUUCUCUGAAUAGUGCAACGAUUUCAAUUAUGGAAGGCCGGUAGCAUUUGAAAGUCCAGCCAUAAGCAUUCGUAUAUAUUCUUUGAGUAAAUUGUCAAAAAGCAUUCAACCUCUUUUCCUAUGGUCUAUAACAUUAUUCAGUUGUGUAUUGAACCUUUGGACCUAUACCCAUGUAUCAUGAAAUGCUUGUUUGUGCAUAUUUUACGCCGUGAUAGGCAAGGAUGGAACGAGGGGUCCAGAAGGCAUGGUUCACUUGGUUUUGAAAUGAAUAAUAUUACUCUUCACACUUAUUUAUCA
Messenger RNA from Alnus glutinosa, 2719 nucleotides. Its product is annotated as G-type lectin S-receptor-like serine/threonine-protein kinase B120. Gene Ontology annotation, molecular function: ATP binding; protein serine/threonine kinase activity. Gene Ontology annotation, biological process: recognition of pollen; protein phosphorylation. The coding region runs from base 1 to 2466 and encodes 821 amino acids. The record is from RefSeq and is a predicted model, not a curated record. The transcript has 7 exons. NCBI's taxonomy places the organism in Eukaryota, Viridiplantae, Streptophyta, Magnoliopsida, Fagales, Betulaceae.